ACCUCAGCCGCUGGGGGUUUGUGCGGCAGCGACGAUACAGGCGGUAGUUGGUGGGAGCGCGAACGGAGUUUGAAAUAGAGGCGGCUGGUUUAUUUAUUUUUAAAAACCAGCUUCUUUGAAAACCCGUUGCAUUUAAGGUUUUGGAGGGGGGGGGGGAGAGGCAACGACAACAACAAAAAUGGUGUGUUGCAGGGUGCAAUCGGCCUGGAUUUGGAGCCUGUGGCUGGUGCUGGCCCAGUCUGCCCGCUGCACGGCAGAGCAGGGAGGCAGAGCCGAGCUGACAGCCGAGCCUGCGGUCGAGCCGCUGGGCGACACCAACUGGACGCUGAUCCUGAGCGGAGAGUGGAUGCUGCAGUUCCAUGCACCCUGGUGUCCCGCCUGCAAACAGAUCCAGGUCGACUGGGAAGAUCUCGGGAAGGCCCGCGGGGAUCUUGGCAUCCACGUCGGGAAGGUGGACGUCACCCGAGAACCAGGUUUGAGCGGCCGUUUCUUUGUGACGACUCUGCCGACCAUUUAUCAUGCCAAGGAAGGUGUUUUCCGCAAGUACCACGGCGCUCGGAUGCUGGAGGACUUCCAUAGUUUCGUGAAGGAGAAGAAGUGGGAGGCUGUGGAGUCGAUCAGUGGAUGGAAAUCACCGUCUUCCAUUGUGAUGUCCGGAAUGGCGGGACUUUUCCGGCUCUCCGUAUGGAUUAGACAAAUGCAUAGUUAUCUGACUGAGACGAUGGGAAUUCCAGUCUGGGGCUCCUAUAUCAUCUUUGCUUUGGCAACUCUCGUGGUGGGUCUCAUUCUGGGCCUGAUUUUGGUCUUAAUUGCUGAUUGUAUAUGUCCUCCGAAGCGCCACGAGAGCAGCGAAGUAUCAGAGGUUUUCGAGGUAGAAAACGAGGCGGAGGAGGAAGAGGACGAGGAGGAAGGGGAGAAGAAGGUUCCGGAAGCUCCCGGUUGGGAAGCGGAUGGCUCGGAGGCGGAGGAUGAGAGGGAGGCCUUUGACGAUUCCCCGGUUGAGGGUGACCAUGGCAACAGUGAGCAUGAAGACGAGUUGGAGCCACAGCCUUCCAGCAGCGAGACAGAUGGUGCGGUCAGAAAGAGAAUACUGAAGGAAGACUCCUAAACGAACAUCACCCAUUGGAACCUGGACCAAAGCAAUGUGCUUCUGGGGAUUUUCUGCCCCACACUUUUGAACUUAAAAUCUUUUUUUUAGCUUGUUUGAAUUCAAAAUUAUUUUUUUUUCUCCCGUUUCUGAAUUUAUUGGCUGUGACAAUCUGAGGUCAAAUUUCAAUUUGCUGGAUAUGCCUGUAAAAAAAUAAUCGUACAAAAAAAAAUGUUCAAAAAAAUAAUCUUACAAAAAAAAGCGCUUAAAAAAAAUAAAUAAUUAUAUUUAAAAAACGCUUUAAAAAAAAAAA
This is a messenger RNA of Amblyraja radiata (thorny skate), 1400 nucleotides long. RefSeq names its product thioredoxin-related transmembrane protein 4 (gene tmx4). Gene Ontology annotation, molecular function: disulfide oxidoreductase activity. The record is from RefSeq and is a predicted model, not a curated record. Bases 179 to 1108 code for a protein of 309 amino acids. The transcript is spliced from 8 exons. Gene Ontology annotation, cellular component: endomembrane system. NCBI's taxonomy places the organism in Eukaryota, Metazoa, Chordata, Chondrichthyes, Rajiformes, Rajidae.